This is a messenger RNA of Strigops habroptila (Kakapo), 1831 nucleotides long. It is a transcript of the gene BIN2, whose product is annotated as bridging integrator 2. The transcript has 12 exons. The record is from RefSeq and is a predicted model, not a curated record. Gene Ontology annotation, biological process: podosome assembly; phagocytosis, engulfment; plasma membrane tubulation. Gene Ontology annotation, cellular component: podosome; plasma membrane; phagocytic cup. The coding region runs from base 57 to 1718 and encodes 553 amino acids. NCBI's taxonomy places the organism in Eukaryota, Metazoa, Chordata, Aves, Psittaciformes, Psittacidae. Gene Ontology annotation, molecular function: protein binding; phospholipid binding.
CCACCCAAAGCAUCAAACCGCAGCGAGCGGCCGCGAGCAGGAGCGGAGCUGCAGCCAUGGCAGAGGGCAGGGGCAGCGGCGCCGGGCUCUUCGCCAGGCAGGUCCAGAAGCGCUUCAGCCGGGCGCAGGAGAAGGUUUUGCAAAAACUGGGCAAAACGGUGGAAACCAAAGACGAGCAGUUUGAGCAAAGCGCGUACAACUUCCAGCUGCAGCAGAAUGAAGGCAAUAAGCUCUACAAGGACCUCAAGGCUUUCCUUGGUGCCGUGAAAGUGAUGCACGAGAGCUCCCGCAGAGUGGCCGACACGCUGCAGGAGAUCUACAGCUCCGACUGGGACGGUCACGAGGAGCUGAAAGCCAUCGCAGAUAGCAACAACCUCCUGUGGGAUGACUACGAGGCGAAGCUGGCUGACCAAGCCCUGCGGUUGAUGGAGAACUACCUGGCUCAGUUUGGGGACUUUAAGGAGCGCAUCGCCAAGCGGGGCCGAAAGCUGGUGGACUACGACAGCGCCCGGCACCAUCUGGAAGCUCUGCAGAGCGCCAAGAAAAAGGACGAGGCGAAAAUCGCCAAGGCUGAGGAAGAGUUUAAUAAAGCCCAGGCCGUGUUUGAGGACCUGAAUAGGGACCUUCGGGAGGAGCUGCCAGUUCUGUAUGGCAGCCGCAUCGCGUGUUACGUGACCAUCUUCCAGAACAUCUCCAACCUCCGCGAUGUCUUCUACAAGGAGAUGAGCAAGCUCAACCGCGACCUCUACGAGGUGAUGAGCAAACUGGACAAGCAGCACUCCAGCAAAGUCUUCAUCAUCAAAGGUGUCCCCAGCAACCGGCGCUCAUUGGUCAUCUCAUCCCCGGUGAGCCCCCCGGCCAUGUUCCCCUGCCCGGGGAAGGCACCAGACUGGGGGCCCACGGUGGAAGUGGAGGCGAUGGCGGCAUCCCCCAGUGAGGACAGCGGUGCCACCGACACCAUCUCCAACGGGGAGCUGGGCACUGCCGUCCCCAGCCCGCCUCCAGCAUCACCCGCCAGCGCGGGGUCCCUGUCAGAGACAGCGUCAGUCUCCAGCGAGGAGGCCCCCGAGCCCGGUCCCAGCCCUGAGGCUCUGUCCCAUGAGCUGGGGACAUCGGGGGCAGCCGUGGAGCCGGGCACCAGCGACCCCAGCGCCGCUGAACACCAGGACCUGGAGCCGGAGGGGGCCGAGGGCAUCGCCACCUCCCUGGCGUCACUGAUCCUAUCCGAGGCCAUUGCCCAGGCUGCCGGCACCGCGCCGCCAGAGCCGGGGCGAGCCACGAGCAAAGCCCACACAGGGGACCCCCAUCAGCACGGCACCGCCACCACCGCGGAGGGUCAGGCAUGUCCUAUGGAGCUGCUGUCCCCAGCGCAUGUUCCCUGCCAUGCCCCCGGUCCUGUUGCAUGUCCAUCGCUGGGUGAUGAGCAGGAGCUGUGCCGGCUCGGCAGUGCCACAGGCAAGCACAGCGACUCCGAGGAGAGCGUGGAGGUGAUGGACAUCGAGCCAAAAGUGGCCAGAACUCAGAUGGGGCUGGAUCCGGCCCUCGACACAGCAGCGAGUGGCUGCACUGGAGACUCUGGCUCCUCCUCUGGCUCCACAACCGAGGAGCCAGGCUGUCCCGGGCUGCCAGAGCAGGACAUGAGCCAGGAUGAGAGCCAGGACCCGCCACCAGCAACAACCCCCUCCCAGGACCCCAGUGAGACCCUCACCUCCCUCUGAGCCUGGAACAGGCAUCUCCGGGUGUCACCAGCAGAUAACAUUGUUCCACCAUAACCGUAAUGUGCUUCCACCCCCCAUCCCGGCUGAAAUAAAGGCAGAAAAGGUGGCAAAAA